UGGCAAGUCGCAGCUGGUCUGAUGUGCGUCUGCAUAGAAGCUCCUCUUUCAGUGAAUGCAUAGACGAUGACACGACGUUCCUCUAAUUGCUAAGGGAGGAUACGGCUCCCGGCAAGCAUCGCCUGGCACACAUUUUAUUUUAAGCCCUACACGCGUUAUGGAUGGGUUGCAGUCAGAAAACGCUGGAAUUGGCGGCAUUGGAGAUAACGCGGAGGAAAAGUACCGCGCUCUAGCCUACGACACUGCUCUGAGCACUUUGGUGGCAGUGGCCGUGUACGUGGUGGUGAAAGUGAGUCUGGACGGCAUCAGACAGUGGCGGGCCAGGAUCUCGGUGCUCAUCGUGGGUUCGGGACCCGUGGGUUUGACGGCCGCGCUGGUCGCUGUCCGCUCCGGGAAGGUGCUGAAACUGACCGUGAUGGAUGAGAGGUACCGGACUGCCCUACUCUGCCGGCCCCAGCAGAUUGCCUUAGAUCCUCGUAGCGUGAAGUUUCUGCUGGGACUCGGGGUGGACUUUGAUAACAUGGAGGGCUGCUGGCACAACGAACAUUUCUUCACCAGGAUAGGCGUGUUUCAGGAGUACUUGCUGAGCAUCCUGGAGCAGAAAAAACAGAAGGUGAACGUCAAGGUGCAGCUCGGCACCAAGUUCACAGAGGAAUACCUGCGCCGGAUCCCACACAAUCACUGGCCACGUGUGAUUGUGGUGGCUGAUGGGUCAUGUGGUGAUGCCUGCUCUGUGUUGGGCAUCAGCUCUGACUACACAGUGGAGUCCUGCCAUGCCUACGGAGCUAAUGCAACCAUAGAGAGACUAGACCAAAGACAGGUGCCUACUCCUGAGAUCCGCGCCCACAGCCUCUACUUUGACCUGUCCGCUUAUGGAGUAGAGGCCCUCCGAGAGCACCGAAACCCCACAACCAAACCUGGCUUCCACUUGAAAAUCUAUGGCACCUUCAGAAACCGCUACAUGGCCCUCGUCUCCCCCGCCUAUGACACCAAGAUGGUUCGCUUCCUUAGGCACACAGCCAAUUCCUCUAUCAUGAAGAACAUUUUCCACCAGUCCUUUAAUGCCUAUAAGACGGACAUAGAGCCUCGCCUCAGCGAUGUGACACUGCACCACAUGCAGUGCAGCCGUCGUCUCUUUGAGAUUCAAUUGUCACACAGACGCAUCAGUGCUGCCUACAUAGAGGGGGACAAUGUCGCUGUCACGGUGGAGGGGGAGGCAGCGCGUGUGCUCAACUUUGACACAGGUUGUGGUGUGAAUCUUGGAAUGCGGGGUCUGGAGUCAAUGGGAACGUUGAUCUAUCGGACAGCCACUGCUGUGGACCGGAAUGAUAUUUUAGAGGCACUGUCAGCUAAGAUGCAGCACUCCAGACAAGUGGCUGAGACCUUCAAGCAGACAGGCCUGGCUGAGUCAAUGUAUGACUAAAAUAGGGCAACAGCCUGGAGAAUGCAUAAUGCCAUCUAGCAGUUUUGAUGGAAACGGAUUAUUUGUGUUUACAAUGAAUGUUUACAAUGAAUCAUGAGCCUAAUGCUUAAAUGGGUUACUAAUGGUCACAUGCUGAAUAGAACUGAAUGUGCGUCAACUGUGAGCAGAUGGAUAGGCUAAUGGAUGUAAACAUGUGACCAGAAGUCAUAAUAACAUACAGUGAGAGGUUGGAGCAGAUAACCAAGGCCACUAUUAGUCCAACAUUGAAGCUUUUCUGAUUUUCAGGUUACAAAGUUUGUUAAUAUAUUUUUUGGUACAUCAAUUGUGCUAGGGGGAACAUAGACUGUGCCUCAGCAUUAUAGCUACAGUACAACUGGGAAAUGUAUAAAACUGUCACCAUGAACUGGAUUUGACCAAGGAACAAAAGCGUAGUGUCAGACGACACAGGAGGGAGAUGCGCCAAAGUGUUAUAAUCCAGCCUUUUGUCUUUGUGUUUGUUUGACAAUGUGGUGAUAAUUCAGUUGAUGAUGAUGUUCUGAUGUAUUUGCUACAGUGACCUAUUUUGAGGCGUAUUUCAAAGAUGAUGAAUACUGCAGCUUAAUUAUUAGCUACUACUUUAUUUUGCUGAUGUCAUAUUUUCCACUCUAUAUAUACUAUAUAUGUAUAUAUACACACACGGACACACACACACACAUAUAUAUGUAUAUAUGUAUAUAUACAUAUAUAUAUAUAUAAAUGUCCUGCUCCUGUUUAAG
Molecule: messenger RNA, 2178 nt
Organism: Scomber japonicus (chub mackerel)
Lineage: Eukaryota; Metazoa; Chordata; Actinopteri; Scombriformes; Scombridae
Exons: 5
Coding region: 158-1423 (421 amino acids)
Source: RefSeq, a predicted model, not a curated record